GCCGCGGGUUCCGGGUCCCAGUGAAGUGUUACCUGGGGGAGGCGGGAUCCGGUGGGUGGCCCACGCGCGCGGCGACACUGUCCGGGGACUGCUGUAGCUCCAGUCCUCCAGUCCAAGGGCAUACAGCAUAAUGGAGUAUAUGACAGAAUCCACCGAUCGCACCCCUGGACACAUCUUGUGCUGCGAAUGUGGUGUUGCAAUUAGUCCAAAUCCUGCCAAUAUUUGUGUGGCCUGUUUGAGAAGUAAAGUAGACAUCAGUCAAGGCAUUCCGAAACAGGUCUCUGUAUCUUUCUGCAAGCAAUGCCAAAGAUAUUUCCAGCCACCAGGAACUUGGAUACAGUGUGCAUUAGAAUCCAGAGAACUUCUUGCUCUGUGUUUGAAAAAAAUUAAAGCCCCUCUGAGUAAGGUCCGGCUUGUAGAUGCGGGCUUUGUUUGGACUGAGCCCCAUUCUAAGAGACUCAAAGUUAAACUGACUGUUCAGAAAGAGGUGAUGAAUGGCGCCAUCCUUCAGCAAGUGUUCGUGGUGGAUUAUGUUGUUCAGCCCCAAAUGUGUGGAGACUGCCAUAGAGUAGAAGCUAAGGAUUUCUGGAAGGCCGUGGUCCAAGUCAGGCAAAAGACUUUGCACAAAAAAACUUUCUACUACCUGGAACAGUUAAUUUUGAAAUAUGGAAUGUCUCAGAAUACACUUCGUAUUAAAGAGAUUCAUGAUGGACUGGAUUUCUAUUAUUCUUCAAAGCAGCACGCUCAGAAGAUGGUAGAGUUCCUUCAGUGUACAGUCCCCUGUAGGUACAAAGCUUCACAGAGACUGAUCUCUCAGGAUAUCCAUAAUAACACAUACAAUUACAAAAGCACUUUUUCUGUGGAAAUUGUUCCAAUAUGCAAGGAUAAUGUUGUUUGUCUGUCUCCAAAACUGGCACAAAGCCUGGGAAAUAUGAACCAGAUUUGUGUGUGUAUUCGUGUAACCAGCGCCAUCCAUCUCAUAGAUCCAGACACCCUGCAAGUUGCAGAUAUAGAUGGAAAUACUUUCUGGAGUCACCCUUUCAAUAGUUUAUGCCAUCCCAAACAGCUGGAGGAAUUUAUUGUGAUGGAAUGCAGCAUAGUUCGAGAUCUAAAACGCAAAGCAGGUGCCGGAAUGGUAUCAAAAAAGCAUACCCUUGGGGAAGUCUGGGUACAGAAAACAUCUGAGAUGAAUACAGAUAAACAGUAUUUUUGUCGCACUCAUUUGGGACAUCUUCUGAAUCCUGGAGACCUGGUGUUGGGAUUUGAUUUGGCAAACUGUAACUUAAAUGAUGAGCAUGUCAACAAAAUGAAAUCAGAUAGAGUCCCAGAUGUGGUAUUGAUCAAGAAGAGCUAUGACCGCACAAAACGUCAGCGUCGUAGAAACUGGAGACUGAAAGAGCUUGCGAGAGAGAGAGAAAACGUGGAUACAGACGACGAAAGACAAUACCAAGAUUUCCUUGAAGAUCUUGAAGAAGAUGAGGCAAUUAGAAAAAACAUCAACAUUUACAGAGAUCCCACCAUUCCUGUGGAAGGUGACACCGAUGAUGAAGGAGCACCUCGAGUUAGUCUGGCUGAGAUGCUUGAAGACCUUCACAUUUCCCAGGAUGCCACUGGUGGAGAAGGUGACUCGAUGAUGACGUGAUGGGCUCGGCACGUUGGAGAAGACGACCCUUUGUUUCAUCUGUGCCUCCGUAUCAGAGAGAAGUUUAGUUUUAAACCCGAAUAAAUACGGCUGUUUUGAUUGUUCACUCAAAGUGCUGGAGAUUGAUGGCUUUUAAAUUUUAGGUAAGAAACGUUAUGGAGAAUAUUACUAUUACUUGUAUUUAGGCCACUUUAGGUACAGGGUUUUAUUGGUUUGCUGUUUUCUGAGACACAAGUAUUUUUGCAUAACAUUAGUGCUGUAUUUAAAAAAUUUAAAAGUUGUGAUUCCUUAGAUGUUACCUAAAUCUGCAAGCAUAAAACAAGCUUUUACAUUUUUUUACAUUGAUUACUUUAGUAAAAAAGGAUAUGAAGAAUAAUUUUUAAUGUGAACUUGUUACUUUGAUUCACUUGAAGUAGGAAGUUAGGGUUCAGUUUAUCACUGGACAUUAAGGGGGAAAGUUAAUCUUUUUUAUUAACAUCUUUAAAUUUUAAAAAAAAAUUACUUGUUGAUUUUGGAGAGAGAGAGGAAGGGGGAGAGAGAGAAACAUCGAUUUGCUGUUCCAGUCAUUUGUGCAUUUGUUGGUUGCUUCUCAUAUAUGCCCUGACUGGGGGAUCGAACCAGCAACGUUGGUGUGUUGGGACAACACUCUAACCCACUGAGCUACCUGGCCAAGGCUGCUAAUAUCUUUACAAGUUGAUAAAUCGGAGGUUAUUUUAAUUUUUAUUGCAGAAAAAAUAUGUUAAUUAUUUGUAGAUUUGUAGCAAACAUAGACCACUUAUUUUAAGGUUAAAUAAUAAUUUAUACCAUUGCUAUUUUUGCCCAUGCCAGCAGGUUGUGGCAGUAGCUGCUUAUGUCAAAAAAUGUCUUCCUGUCAUUUCAAGGAUUUUCCUUUUAAAAUUUUGGUGUACAAAUUGAGAAGGAAGGCAUUGUCUCUAUGUUUCUGUCACUGAACACAACCAUCACAAAGAGUAUUAGAAUCCAGCAUGUAGAUGAUGAAACAGUAAAAAUGGUCUUUGUGCUUUAUAAAGCCACGAGUCAGCUAUGAAUGAGGAGUGCCUUCCGCAUCCUUUAAAAAAACAGCUGGCUUGGGUUUUGAAGUGUUUUGAGAAUGAACUAGUAAGAUCGUAUUUCUCUGAGAAGAUCAUACUGACUAAGUGUGCCAGAACUAAGAGCUAUUUAAAAACUUGAAGUAUACCAACCCCUACAUAAGGAAACUGAGUGUUGAAGGGAACGUUUUCCGUUUUUUAAAGACUGGACUCCUUAGUUCUGAAGUUAUGAAUAAAGGUCCGAACCUUCUGUAUGGCUUCUUUUCUGUCUGUGUUUGCCUGUUCUUUGUCAAGACUUUGAAAAACAUGAAAAUAAAAACAUUUUCUCUA
Molecule: messenger RNA, 3018 nt
Organism: Artibeus jamaicensis (Jamaican fruit-eating bat)
Lineage: Eukaryota; Metazoa; Chordata; Mammalia; Chiroptera; Phyllostomidae
Gene: NMD3
Product: NMD3 ribosome export adaptor
Exons: 16
Coding region: 131-1642 (503 amino acids)
Biological process (GO): ribosomal large subunit export from nucleus
Cellular component (GO): nucleus; cytoplasm
Molecular function (GO): ribosomal large subunit binding
Source: RefSeq, a predicted model, not a curated record